GGGGUUCUUUUUCUGUUCGCUCUCUUUCCUUUAUUCCAUCGGCAAUGCAGAUCUCGUUCUAUUCUAUCUACUAUCCGUAUUCGGAGCUGAAAAGCAGGCAGAUUGGGAGCGCGGGUCAGCCUUGGUCGUUAAGGAUGGGCUUAUUUUUUCUUUGAAUUUUUUUUUUCUGGAGAAUAACGAAAGGGAUACUAAUUUGUUUAAGUCUUCACCAAACAAAAUUCAUUCAUGGAGGCCAUGUUGACAAAAGGGAUACUAAUUUGUUUAAGUCUUCACCAAACAAAGUUCAUUCAUGGAGGUCAUGUUGAAGACGUUCUUGAAUUUGGAUACUAUUGUGCUUUCAUUAUAUAUGCACCUACUAGUGCUAGAGCUAGUGGUCCCUUCGUUGGUGAUUGGUCCGUGCUCUCGCGCGACACAGGAGCAGAUAUAUCUACUCCAUUUUCUACCCACCUAGUAGAAAUGAGAUUCAUUCAAGUAGAUGUAGAAGCUACAGCUUGUCUAGUAGAACUAGAAACGGACGCGGCCACUUGUAACCUGGUGUUAUUUGACCACAUCAUGGACAUGUAAUAAAACCUGGCUGCCUAGACCUUCCAGAUCUUCGGUUUAUAGGAUCUACUAGUAUUAAGAUUAACAAGUCAUGGAUGUCGAGGACGAGAUUGACGAGAUGUCAUGAUGAAGAACAAAGAUGAUGUUUUACUAUUACUAAGUCUUCCUCUACUGUUCCCUCCGUCUAUUACCUAUUUGAAUUUGUCUUUUGUUGAAACACUUCUUCUUCUCUCAGUCUUCCACCCAGCAGCUCGUGUUCCGAAACUUUUCGCAAUUUUUUUGUAAUAACUGAUUUUUUAUUACUGCUGGAAGUGGAAGGCGAGAGGGAUGAUUUCUAUUAAAAUUCCAGAAUAAUAUUACCAUCAUCGAUCCUAGAUCUUUGAGACACCAUCUAAAAUACUUGACCACGAAAAGCACAGAGGCAAUUUUACUGGAUGGGGAGCCUGGGCUUUGGGUUUCGUGCUUGUGAUGAUUGCGCACGUUGGCAUAAUAUACGGCGGAUUGCAUUUCCUGAGAUUUAGAGGCGCUGGAAACAAGGGACGCCAGGACAAGGCACUCACGCGAGUCUGGAGGAUGAGGUGGCAAAAUAGGCUCCUGCGCAAGAAAAUGGGGAGGCUUGGGUGUGAGCAGUAUGAUUCGGUUGAUGAGGACCUUGCACAACUGCAGUCCUCGCCAGUCUACGCUGAUUAUGGCUCUCAAACAAUACAAAUGUUUCACUUUCAUCUUUCCAACUCAUCUUACUUUCAAGGAUUUUUUUGGAAUUGCUUACUCUACUUACUCAUCUGAUUCUAAAAACUAAAACAUGAGUUUACCAUCUAGAUAGCGCGUCAGCAUCUCGUGGCACUGGCCCUAUUAGUAUCCAGUACAACUCUAGUACUGUACACCGCAGUAGACGAAGUGAAACAAAUGCUGGCAGAACAAAGUCGCAUAACCACGAAGACGAGUAUUUUUCUUCAGCCCUGCUAAUGCUAAUACGAGGAAGAAGCAGGACGAGACGGAAUUCCAUGUAGUGCUGCUGCUGCGUGUUGCGCAGACGCUACUCUCUUGAACACUUCUCGAAUUCCGUUCAGGUUGGUUCGAGUAUGUUUUCUGGUGUGGGGAUUCUUUAUCUAUCCGGUCUCUUUUCUCUAUCUAUUCGGGAGUGGUGAAUCCGUCCUACCACGUCUAGUGUCCGCAUUCUUGUUGGCAGAACAGGAGAAGCAGGUGGAUCGGGAGCGCGGGCUCUUCCUUUCAGUUAAGAAGGGACUGCUGUUUUUUUCAGUGAUUUUAGAUUUUGAUGUAGUGACACAUGCCCAGUUACUGACGCGGAACCUGUUUAAGUAUUAUAGUUACACCUAGACCUAAAGCACGAGAAGAAUGGCCUGUAUUUAUAUCUACUCUCCAUGUCAUCAGCUGCCGAAAAUGAAAGGGAUGGUAGGCCAGUCAAAUCUACUCCCACAUUAUAUAUAGUUACUUCAUAGAUUAUCGUUAUCAGCAAUAGUCAUGUUCUCGGAUUUCCGAUUCGGGGCAUGAUCAUGAUGUUGUUUUACUUCUAUAUUGACAUGAUGAUACUUCAUGAAAUAUGAAUAAUUAGUCUUUGUUCUCUUCUCGUUAUACGUUGUCCUUGUCUUCACGAUUGACUAUUAUAGUGUAGAAAGUUUUUUCGGCUCUCUUUCACUUGGUAGGUCAUGGUCCGCAAGUUAGUAGAGUUAUCAACUAGUAUCUUUUGGUUUUGACUGGCAGAGGCAGGAGUGGAGGACGUCGAAGAGAUAUCACUAAGUAAAGCUUAAAUUUAGAGAAGUAUCAUAGAGAUUGGUCAUUUAUUCUAAUAUACUUGACGAGAAACACAGCAGCAGUUUUGCCAGAUGGGGAGCGUGGGUUUUGGGUGUCAUGCUUAUGGUGAUCGCGCACGUGGGUUUCUGUUGCGGAAGUUACUUUCUACUAACGGCCUGCUUUGAUGCAGCACGAGCGAUGGGCUUUCCUUUUGGUACUGCUGCUCCUGCUUGUCGUUCUAAUGAAACACAAACUAAGCACUUUUUAUCUGCAUUAAUAUUUUUACCGAUACAGUGAUCUAUUUCGCUCUCUUUUUACUAAAACAGAAAGAACCUCCGGCGAUCAUCAUUCUUUUCUCAUUUUUACGAUUUCUUCUAUCGGACUGGCAAUCUUGUUGUUGAUGUUGUCGUCAUGCUGAAGAGAAACGGCAUUUACCGCACAACAGCGGUUGCGCCCUCUUGAGUCUCCCCUAAAAUCAUUGUUGCAAGUAAAUUUUAACUCGAGUAACUGUUUGUGUUUCUAUGUAUUCGAUUGGUACUGCAGCUACUGAUGAGUACUUCCGCAAUGCAACUACUAGAAGAUUGUAGGAAUUUUAAAGCCAAAAGUUAGUAGUGAGCAUAAUUAAUGGACGAUGUACACAACAAUAAUCUCAGGAACAUAUUUAUCAGGUUGGUUUUGUUUUUUUUAAUUCUUAGAAGAGACUCCCGCCUCGCCCUCGUCGUCCAUUGCCCUUGUUCAUCUACUUGUGUCACGACCUCCCUCGCUCCUUCGAUCCUGUAGCAUGAUGCUAGUUUACCAACACUACAUAUGAUAAAUAUAUUAGAGGAUCACUGACAACCACUACCACGACAACUGCUCAGCAUUGUCGAUGCUUCUCUCUCAUUACUUCAACCCUAGGUAAAGAACAAGGCUGGAGUUCGUGGCAAAGCAUAUUACAGCGAGCACGUUCUCGGGAGCUGCAAGCAAAGGGCUGGUUCUGGAUUUUGGUAGUUAUAGGGUACCAUUGUCACGGCUGCAGCGCGAGAGGGAUCGAAGCGCACCGGGAGGUGAAUGCGCCAAGUCCAAGUGGCGACGAGGAUCAACCAGAUGCUGGCGCUUUUAUGUUGGGGGAAAAGCACUCGAUAGUCUAGAACUAGGUACUUAGAGUUUGAUCUUUCUACUCUUACAAUAAGAAAAGGAGAGCUCUCGUAGUUGUGAUAUUUUUUCCUAUAUUCUUUUCUGGAGGUAGCUUGCUGUCUUAUUCUCAUCUGUGAUAUAUCCUCUAAUGCUAAUCAGCAGGCAAUUGUUGUUCAUCUUCUAUCGCGUUCACGAGACAACUAAAAUACUUACUUGCGUAGGCAGUUUUAUUGUGCAAGUUGCUGUUAUGUGCUCGCAGUUACUUAUUUUGUCGUGACUUCAUGCUUACGGGAGAGUGCAGCUCCUGUCACUGUGAGGACUCGGAGGCCUCGGAGGCUCAGCCCGUGGUGCAGCGUGGACCUAAUCUGAGGGGGUCGAUACCGUACCAAGUCGAUGUCGAGGGGAGCGAUUUUUUAGGAUACAAGAAACAUUUGUACCCACACCCAGAAGAGGGCAACACGAAAACCAGGAUCACGCAGAAUGCAUUCCUCGACGUCACAUUGGCUGUCACGAGUCGCAAGGUAAGUCGUUUUCUGCUGGUCAUGGAAAUGCUAGUACUAGUUGCACCACGGAUCAGUAUUGUUUUUUCCUUGAGGAUUCAAAUGGGCGAAGUCGGAGAGUACUUAAUAUUUUAUGGUGAUGAUGUUAAUGUUCUGCAGUAUCAAAAAAAACACGGAGGAGUGCAUGAUUGAUACACCAAAGCCUCCCUUUUCUGUGCGGUGGACCUCCAUGAUUUCAGUUUCAUAUUGAAAGAACUGUCUACACGAAGAGGAAACCAUCUUCAGCAAUAUAUAUAUAUCGAACCGAAAAAUCAUACUAGGCCCGGUCGAUGUGUUGUUCUUGCGGAAAAACGGAGACGCCCACGACAGGACAAGAAGAAGGCAGUGUCGAUAAUGGGUUAGUAGCAGCUCCGAAAGAAGAAGCUCCGAAAGAAGAAGCUCCGAAAGAAGAAGCUCCGAAAGAAGAAGCUCCGAAAGAAGAAGCUCCGAAAGAAGAAGCUCGGAAAGAAGAAGCUCCCCAAGAAGAAGAAAUUCGUCGGGAUGCGUCAGGCGACCAGCUGGGCAAGUUUUUAAGUCUUUCGAUAAUUCAUUUCCACAGCAUUGGUUGUUGCUGAGCAGAUUCUUUAUUUGGAAUCUAAGAGGAAACACGCGGGAAAUGAACCACUGUAGCUGCUAAGUAACCUAAAGGGCGUCGAGAGCGCAAUUAAAAAGAUGUUAUUAAAUGGAGACGAAGAAAACGCUUAUCAACAGGCUCUACUGGAGCUGCGAAACCUAGGUUUCGACGUGCGGGAGAGGAGCGACGAGCCAGACAACAAAACUUUGUACAUCGAGGAGGCGGACAGGCGAUUUACUCCACUUGCUGCGAAGAGGACGAACCAGGUGUCUACCUCUACUCCACUGGCGAAUAUCGCGACUGUGUGUAAGGAAUUCUGCACUAAGACACUACGUCCAACCUGCAAGGAUCUGGACAAGCUAUUUAUAACGGAUAAACGGCUUCCGGAUCUCUGCUGGAAGAUGUUUUACUCGCUGAGCAAUCCAACGACAGGCGAAUCGGGGUGGUUAGCGAAGUUACAAAGUACUUUGAUACAGAAUUCGGGCUCGACCUCGACGGCAGCUCCUUUGGAGAAAUCAACAUUAAGGCCAUUGACAAUUUUUCUCCAUUAGAGCUCCAUUAGGUUUCUUAUCCGUCUUGUGUUAUUUUGUCAAGUAAGGAAAUCGAAACUUGAUAGUUUAUCAAUUGGCUUUCCUGCGCUUCAUUCGGUGAAGGUACAAAAAGGCUGAUAGAGCCUCAUCAUUGGGAUAUAGACCAAUUGAUACGAGGCAUCCUGACUCUGACAUGACAGUCGCGGAACAGUAAAAUGGAAGGACUCAUCUAGACGUAGUGACGCCGCUAAUCAAGACGCAUGUAGGUGAAGCUCAGCCUGGUGUUGUAGG
Messenger RNA from Amoebophrya sp. A25, 5345 nucleotides. NCBI's taxonomy places the organism in Eukaryota, Dinophyceae, Syndiniales, Amoebophryaceae. The record is from the annotation of a GenBank genome assembly.